AAGGUUAGCAAAAAUGAAUGUAAGAGAAAGGAGGCAGGAGGUAAGAAAAUGUGGUCUAUGUUACUUAUGUUUGAGGAAAGGUCACAUAGCUAUGACAUGCAACUCAGGCAUCAAGUGCGACGUUGAGGAUUGCAAGGUUAGACAUAAUUCAUUAUUGCAUAUUGGUGGUAUUGAUAACCAUGUGGUAAACCUAGCUAAGGAUUGGAACUCUUCAAAGGUUUGUUUGGGGAUCGUUCCAAUCAGACUAUACGGUCCCAAAGGAUGUUUAGAAACAUAUGCACUUCUAGAUAGUGGUUCGGACACUUCUCUUGUAUGUGAAGAAUUAAUUAAUCAGUUGGGUAUUAAAGGUAAAGAGACUUCGAUAAGGGUGGCGACUGUCAACGGAACUACCAAUUGUGAAUGCUUGGAGGUAAAUUUAGAGGUGUUUUCAUUAGAUGAACAAGGUUCUGUAAGGAUCAACAAAGUUUACACGACCAAGAAACUUCCGAUCGAUCAUGCAGCACCUUUAACCGAACUCCAACUGAAACGGUGGAAACAUCUUAAGGACAUAACCCUUCCGAGAUUGCAAAGUAAUUUUGUAGGAAUAUUGAUUGGGUGUGAUGCUCCGGAUGCACAUUGGGUCCUGGAACAACGUCUGGGGGACAGGAAGCAUCCGUUUGCUGUGCGUACUCAUCUUGGUUGGAUGAUUAUAGGUCCUAAGGGAGUAUCAAGGUCUCUACAUCAAGUUCAGUUGUGUCAUUGUUCCACCAAUGAUAUUUUGCGAGAUUUAGGAAGAUUAUAUGAUCAUGAGUUCGAGGAUACAGAUACGUUUCGUAAUGGAUAUUCUGUUGAAGAUAAAAAAGCUCUAGAAAUAGUUAGCAGUUCGUUUAGAUUGGAGGGUGGUCAUUUCCAAGUUGGUCUACCAUGGAAGUAUGAUAAGCCAAGACUACCGAAAAAUUUGGAACUGGCUGAACGCAGACUAGAAUCCUUAAGGAGGAGGUUUAUGAAAGAUAACAGUCUUUUGGAGAAAUAUCAAGUUGUGAUGAAUAAACAUUUAAGAAAGGGCUACAUCAUUGAAGCUAGUGAAGAGGGAUUUGACUAUGAUGCUGUUUGUUGGUAUAUUCCUCAUCAUCCUGUUAUCAACCCUAAAAGGCCUGGAAAAUUGAGAAUUGUUUUUGAUUGUGCGGCUGUCUAUCAAGGUUGUUCUCUUAAUGACCAGCUUUUGAGAGGACCGAAUACUGUAAAUAGUUUAAUUGGUGUACUUCGAUUCAGAUUAGGUAACGUAGCAUUAGCUGCUGAUAUCGAAGAGAUGUUUCUUCAAGUAAAGAUUCCGAGACAAGACAGGGGAGCAUUUCGUCUAUUGUGGUGGGAAGACGGUGAUAUACGACGAACGGCUAAGGCAAGAGCAGCCUCCUCGAAGGUCCAAACUAUACCGCGCUUGGAACUUACGGCAGCAGUUUUGACAGCUCGCAUGGGAUCCCAGCUGCAGUCAGAAUUAGAUAUUAAGUUUGCAGAGGUUAAUUUUUGGACGGAUUCUAUGAUUGUCUUACACUAUAUUAGAAAUGAGAAAAGCCAGUUUAAAACAUUCAUAGCAAAUCGAAUUUCGACUAUUCAGAGUCUUACUAAGGUGGACCAAUCGAGAUUCGUACCUUCUAAAGAAAACAUAUCAGACUUUGCAUCCAGAGGGGUCAAGUUUGACAUUGAUGAUGUCAAGGUAUGGGAGGAGGGUCCACGUUUUCUCAAGAAGCCGAAGGAGUGUUGGCCUGCCGCUGAUGUACAAGGUCCUGACCCUCAUCUAUUGGAAAUAAAGAAAGCAAUGUCGGCGCAUGUAAUGGCUGAAAAAUCCACUGUUGAUCAACUUAAUAAUUAUUAUUCAGAUUGGACUAGAUUACUUAAGGCUGUUGCGUGGUUAACCCGAUUUAAGCGAUAUUUACUGGUAAUGCGUUCUGGUAGAACUGAUCUGUCUCAACAGGUGGGUAUGCUUAGAUUUGAUGGGUUAAAUUUCGCUUGUUUAGAUUUAAUUCUAUAUGUCCAACGCAUAGUAUUUCGGAAAGAGAUUGAAAUGUUAUCGUCUGAUACCAGUAGUAAGGUGAAGAUAACGAAUUCACCGUUACGAACUUUAAAUCCAAUGAUGAUUGGAAGAUGGGCUUUAUGUUCUGCGGACUCAAAUAGUUGUUUGUGUGUGAUUAUGCAAUGGUGCCUGAAGCCAUGUGUUAUGGUUAUUCAUUUUCUAAAAGAACUAGAAGGGUCCAAUGUUACGAUUUGGAAUCAGAAUAGAGAGUUCGCAGUAAAUAAAGGAAUUAAUGGAUUGGUCCUCUAUACGUGUUUAUAUAUCCAUAUUUACGUUAGUGUAUAUGAGCUUCUAUGGAGGAUGAAGCAUUUUGUUAGAUGGUUGAUAUUGCGAUUGUUUAUGUUGGCGCAAAUAUUUUGGAAACGUUUGUCUAAGGAAUAUGUUUCAUUGUUGCAACUUAGACACAAAUGGACUCAACCAGAGAUGAACAUAGGAGAGAGUAACUUGGUGGCGACAUGUACUGGGUUUUUAGAGAAAGACAAAUGGUUAUUAGGUCUGGUAAUGAAAGUGACACCUAAUAGUGAUAGGUUAAGACCGAUGGAGUUGCGGACAAGCGUAGGGAUCUUGGUAAGAGAUAUUAGAAAACUGCGUCUAGAAGUUGUAGAUAUUAGGUAGCUACUCGGAUCCCUAGGCGUACUGGUGUAAGUCCUAGGGAUCACGAGAUUGUUGGUAUAUUGAGUGUUUGUUGUUGAUUGUUUGUGAUGCAUAUACUUGGAUUCUUGUUGUUUAUUUAUUUGUCUGAAAAGAACCAAGGUUCUUUUGGUCGGGAGUGUUACGGGAGAACUGAAGACAUUUGGCGGAUUAAAACCUUUUAUUGUACAUUAAUAAUUUACUGUGCUUUUGGAUGUAAUUGUUUUACUUAACUUUUGAACUUGUUUGUUUAUAUCAUUACUUCGGACAUUUUGGUUUGUCUUUGGUUUGGUAUUUUGGUGCUCUCUUUGUCUUUGGUUUGGUAUUUGGGAGUUUUGCUCCGGGAACCUACAAAAUUGAAGGUUUGUUUUGUAAUUGUUAUAAUUAUUGUUAUUAGAACGACAUUUGGUCGAUUACUUGUGAAUUACGAAUACAUUUGGUAUCUAAAUUGGGACUUGGUUCUGUUGUUAAUUUGGGUUCGUAAUUUGCGAGUAGAUCGAUAGUCCGUACUUCAAUAACUGGAACGAGCAAAACUUGGACGUAACAUAAAGUUCUUCAAUUAUUGGUUCUGUGUUCUUACCUUGGAUUUUCCGGAUAUUUUGGGUCCAAAUUCCUGGUCUUAUUGGUCGAUUUCGUUUGGAUUAAUUCGGAUUUGUUUUGGUAAUUGAUUAUUUGGAACAACAAAUACGAUGGAAACACGGAGCAAAAGGCUGAAGGAAAAUGACGAAAUGGAUGGUAAAAUUCCUAAAGCUGUUUGUGGUAUGUCUGAUGUUAAUGAUGAUAAAUGUGAUAAUGUUAGUCUUAAUAGUAUGUCCUCUAGCCAGCUAAGUACCUCUAGAUUAAAAUUAGAUAAAGCAUUACUGAGGAAAAGGAAUUUAGAGAAGAGACUUGAAUUAGAACGGCAACUUAAGAUGUUAGAUCUACAAGAAGAGGUUGAUAUCGCUGAACUAGAAUGCAAGGCUAUCGAGGACGAUGAACGAUUACCCGUAGAUAAAUGUGGGAUAAAUGCUAAAGUGGAAAAUUAUUUGGAUUGUGAUACUGGGUGUAAUAAUCACUCAGGGGAGGUAUGUAACAUCUCAAAUGUCGAUUGGGUCGGUGAGCUGAAGGACACGUUACAUACAAUGGUUAGUAACAUGGUUUUACCUAAGAUCGAUAUGAUGUACUUUGAUGGGCAGCCGGGUCAGUAUUACCGUUUUAUUAGUCAGUUUAAUAGCCUUAUAGAAAGUAAAUUGUCAGAUAAGGGCCAAUUGUUGUCGUAUUUGUUAUAUUAUUGCAAGGGAAAGGCCAGAACAGCAAUUGAAUCUUGCGUUUCUUUGCCCAGUCAUUUGGGCUAUGAUAGGGCUAAACGAAUUUUGUAUGAUUUAUUUGGUAAAGAACAUCUUGUUGCACGAGAACUAAUUAUUGAGUUAUUAAACCAUAAACCUGUCGGAGGAUCGGCUGACGUAUUAACUGACUUUGCGAUUAAGUUGCGUAAUGUAUGUAUAACGUUGAAGCAAAUGGGAUAUAUGUCUGACGUUAAUUCUACGGCUAAUUUGGAGGUAAUAGUUUCACGCCUACCACUAGAAUUGCAGAAUAAGUGGGUGGAAGUCGCCGAUAAGAUCAUGAUGCAUGGGAAGGAGCCGAGCUUUGAAGAAUUUGUGGUCUUUGUAGAAGAGAGGGCCAGAAUUCCCCGAACCCGUUAUGGUAGAUUAGUACAGUGUAACUCAAGGUUCGGUAAAAGGAAUUCUGAAGGCCAAGCUGAUAGAUCACGCUUUCAUGCAAUUAGACGAGACCCAAAUAGCUCAGUCAAGGUAUCACGUUGUGAAAUCUGCGAAGGUGAUCAUGAGGUGACAAAUUGUCCAAGGUUAGCAAAAAUGAAUGUAAGAGAAAGGAGGCAGGAGGUAAGAAAAUGUGGUCUAUGUUACUUAUGUUUGAGGAAAGGUCACAUAGCUAUGACAUGCAACUCAGGCAUCAAGUGCGACGUUGAGGAUUGCAAGGUUAGACAUAAUUCAUUAUUGCAUAUUGGUGGUAUUGAUAACCAUGUGGUAAACCUAGCUAAGGAUUGGAACUCUUCAAAGGUUUGUUUGGGGAUCGUUCCAAUCAGACUAUACGGUCCCAAAGGAUGUUUAGAAACAUAUGCACUUCUAGAUAGUGGUUCGGACACUUCUCUUGUAUGUGAAGAAUUAAUUAAUCAGUUGGGUAUUAAAGGUAAAGAGACUUCGAUAAGGGUGGCGACUGUCAACGGAACUACCAAUUGUGAAUGCUUGGAGGUAAAUUUAGAGGUGUUUUCAUUAGAUGAACAAGGUUCUGUAAGGAUCAACAAAGUUUACACGACCAAGAAACUUCCGAUCGAUCAUGCAGCACCUUUAACCGAACUCCAACUGAAACGGUGGAAACAUCUUAAGGACAUAACCCUUCCGAGAUUGCAAAGUAAUUUUGUAGGAAUAUUGAUUGGGUGUGAUGCUCCGGAUGCACAUUGGGUCCUGGAACAACGUCUGGGGGACAGGAAGCAUCCGUUUGCUGUGCGUACUCAUCUUGGUUGGAUGAUUAUAGGUCCUAAGGGAGUAUCAAGGUCUCUACAUCAAGUUCAGUUGUGUCAUUGUUCCACCAAUGAUAUUUUGCGAGAUUUAGGAAGAUUAUAUGAUCAUGAGUUCGAGGAUACAGAUACGUUUCGUAAUGGAUAUUCUGUUGAAGAUAAAAAAGCUCUAGAAAUAGUUAGCAGUUCGUUUAGAUUGGAGGGUGGUCAUUUCCAAGUUGGUCUACCAUGGAAGUAUGAUAAGCCAAGACUACCGAAAAAUUUGGAACUGGCUGAACGCAGACUAGAAUCCUUAAGGAGGAGGUUUAUGAAAGAUAACAGUCUUUUGGAGAAAUAUCAAGUUGUGAUGAAUAAACAUUUAAGAAAGGGCUACAUCAUUGAAGCUAGUGAAGAGGGAUUUGACUAUGAUGCUGUUUGUUGGUAUAUUCCUCAUCAUCCUGUUAUCAACCCUAAAAGGCCUGGAAAAUUGAGAAUUGUUUUUGAUUGUGCGGCUGUCUAUCAAGGUUGUUCUCUUAAUGACCAGCUUUUGAGAGGACCGAAUACUGUAAAUAGUUUAAUUGGUGUACUUCGAUUCAGAUUAGGUAACGUAGCAUUAGCUGCUGAUAUCGAAGAGAUGUUUCUUCAAGUAAAGAUUCCGAGACAAGACAGGGGAGCAUUUCGUCUAUUGUGGUGGGAAGACGGUGAUAUACGACGAACGGCUAAGGCAAGAGCAGCCUCCUCGAAGGUCCAAACUAUACCGCGCUUGGAACUUACGGCAGCAGUUUUGACAGCUCGCAUGGGAUCCCAGCUGCAGUCAGAAUUAGAUAUUAAGUUUGCAGAGGUUAAUUUUUGGACGGAUUCUAUGAUUGUCUUACACUAUAUUAGAAAUGAGAAAAGCCAGUUUAAAACAUUCAUAGCAAAUCGAAUUUCGACUAUUCAGAGUCU
Messenger RNA from Schistosoma curassoni, 6119 nucleotides. The record is from the annotation of a GenBank genome assembly. Lineage: Eukaryota; Metazoa; Platyhelminthes; Trematoda; Strigeidida; Schistosomatidae.